AUGAAGAACGGUUUCCUCUAUGGUAUGUUAUUGGCUGUUGGUUUUGCUAAUUUGGGUGAUGCUAAGCUUUUGAAAACCGGCUCUAAUAUUCAACCCGGUUUGGGCCAAAGAAAGCAAGUCGUCUUGGGUGAAGGAGGUAAUACUUUGGACAUGGCAAUUGCGAUGCUUGAGACCAAUGACAUGACCACUAAGUAUCCCUACCAUGACAACAAGUCGGGAGAUGCUGCUAACUAUGGUAUUUUCAAGCAAAACUUUUACAUGUUACGUACAUGUUGCACUGAUUUCUUGAAAUUUACUGCUGAAGACUACAAGGAAGGUGACAUUCUAAACACUGAUCUCAAGAAGGAUAUUAGCUGCAGACACCAGUGCGAAGAGAAAUAUGGCUACGAUGUUUGGUUUGCUGGCCAUAGAAACGGUGAGAACGGUGUUCAUGACCCCAAAACGGAUGACAUCCAAGACUAUAAAGAUGCUGUUGCCUGGAUUAAGUCUCAAUUAGAGUCAGAUCCUAAGUAUCUAAGCGAUGACACUAGAUUCUGGGUUGAGGUUGGAGCAAUCUGA
Messenger RNA from Eremothecium sinecaudum, 558 nucleotides. Its product is annotated as HGL345Cp. Lineage: Eukaryota; Fungi; Ascomycota; Saccharomycetes; Saccharomycetales; Saccharomycetaceae. The transcript has a single exon. Bases 1 to 558 code for a protein of 185 amino acids. The record is from RefSeq and is a predicted model, not a curated record.